Messenger RNA from Stegodyphus dumicola, 3830 nucleotides. RefSeq names its product allatostatin-A receptor pseudogene. The record is from RefSeq and is a predicted model, not a curated record. Lineage: Eukaryota; Metazoa; Arthropoda; Arachnida; Araneae; Eresidae.
AGAUACGCUGGAUUACAUUAAAGCAUGCAAGGGGAGCUACACAGGGAGGAUAGUUUCAUGGAGAAAGUUUUAAGGGUGUCACAGCAUGUAUGCUAAGAAAGAGAUCAGUUUCCUCAUCAGCAACCUUUGUGAUUAUCUUCCAUAUUAAGUUUGAUGAAUCUUGAAAAAGAAGGCAAUAAAAGAACAAGAGCUUGCUUUUGCAUUAAAACCUGUUUGUUUAUAGGACAUUUUCAAGCGUUGAAAGAAAUUUUCCUGAAGACUUUUCACAACAAAUUUUAGAUUAAAAUCACUGUCUUGCUUGUGAAGAACUUCCUGUUUGCAAACAAAAUCUGAGAAACUUUGCUGAGUAUAAACUGCAACAGAAAACAUUAUACAACAUAUUUUGCUCAUAAAAAACAAUUGCUUUUCAUGAAGAAGCGUUUAUAGCUCUUUGUUAGCUAUAUUUACUCCGGAAAUUCUUUUUUGAAAGUUAAUUAACCUUAUUCCAAUACCAUAAUGAUCGGAAAUGAGUAUCUAGAUAUGGAGGCAGAAAUCAGAGAAACACCACCUUUGGUGGAAUUUGAAGAUAUUACUGGAAUUUUAAAACCAACUAAUGCAAGCAUGAAUUCCCUAAUAAAUUGCAAUGGGUCUCUAGUAAACAGCAGCAUAGAUUGUGCCAAUAUGUCCGAUUCCUACGACUACGGCAGACACGAUUACAGUGAUGCAUUCGCCAUGGAACACAUCCUAAGCAUCGUCGUACCCAUCCUUUUUGGAGUGAUAGUGGUAGUAGGGCUCUUCGGAAAUGCGCUUGUGGUCAUCGUUGUUACCUGUAAUCCACAAAUGCGAUCUACCACCAAUCUUCUUAUCAUCAACUUGGCUAUGGCUGAUCUCCUCUUCAUAGUUUUCUGCGUACCGUUUACUGCUUGGGACUAUGCCCUACCUUACUGGCCCUUUGGUGAUGCUUGGUGCAGAGUUGUGCAAUACCUAGUUAUUGUAUGUGCAUAUGCCAGUAUAUAUACCCUAGUUCUAAUGUCCUUGGAUCGAUUUCUGGCCGUAGUCCAUCCUGUUACUUCUAUGUCCAUACGAACAGAAAGAAACGCCUACAUUGCUAUAGGUCUCAUGUGGAUAGUUAUUUUACUUUGCUGCGUUCCAGCGCUUCAGAGUCACGGGGAACUUACCUACAUGUUUGCAUAUACUGAGUAUUCAGUAUGCGUCUUCUUAGCAACCAACGGUUAUAAUUAUGCUGCAUUCCAAAUAUGCUUCUUUCUCUCCUCAUACAUCAUACCACUGAGCUCGAUAUUUUGCUUGUAUAUGCUUAUGCUGAAACGAUUAUGGUUUGGUGUAGCUCCAGGUGGUCGUGUGAGCGCAGAAAGUGUCAAAUCCAAAAAACGAGUCACCCGAAUGGUAGUGGUAGUCGUAGUCAUAUUUGCUUGCUGCUGGUGUCCUAUACAGAUUGUGCUGGUACUCAAGAGUGUGAGUGCAUAUGAGCUGAAUCCGGCAAAUAUAGUCAUCCAAAUUACGUCGCACAUUCUGGCUUACAUGAAUUCUUGUGUCAACCCAAUACUUUACGCCUUCCUAUCUGACAAUUUCCGAAAGGCGUUCAGAAAAGUGAUAUCUUGCCAUCCAAGGAAUAAUCACCCCAGGCGCAGGGAUUACGAAAGAAACGAACGUGACACUGGUACGUGUGCAACUAAGACUACGAAAGUUACAAAUGAUAUUCUCUAAAACUCAAAGCGCAAAAAUUAUGGAAAUGGGAAAUGUCAAAUGCAUCCAUUCGAAUAUUUCUAAGAAACUGUAAUUUUUUUCCAGUGUGGGCAUUUUCAGUUCGUGUGACUGCUUUGGGACUAAAUAUAUUAAAUAUCUGUCAUAUCAUUAAAAAUAUAAUCCCAAAAUUUGAGUAAGUUAAAAAUAAAUGCCCUAUUUUAUUCUCAUCCACGUGUAUCUCCAUACUCCACUUACUAAAAACUCCUCCUUUGAGAAUGAAAAAUAAUUGUACAUAUCAAGAAUACGUUUGUUACUAGUAAUUAGGAAGAUUGAACUAUUGCAGAUGUUGCAACAGUAUGCUGAAAGAAGACAGCGUGUACUUGACUACAAAUAAUAUAUUUAUGAAAACUUUUGUGCUGUCAAAACUUACUAGUCUUGACUUUUAGUACGAUAUAUGGCACCAUUUACUGUACUAUAAUUUACAUUUAAUAUGCUAUUUUACUAUAUACGAAAUUUUAGUGAACAUAAUUAUUCACAGGAUAAUCUAAGUGUUGGAAGACAAGUUUUAUUCAUCGUUAUCUAGACCAAAGAAAAUACACAUUUUGAUGGCAAUAUGAAAAUAUUUACGCAUAUGAGCUUUCUAAAGGUUUCUCUUUGUAAGACACAUUAGGUAAGAAAAAUAUAUUUUCUCUCCGAUAAACUUUAUACUGUUUGAAAUAAACCAUUUCUUGACAAGACAGAUACCAAGGUAACAGCUAUAUUAUUUUCGAAGAAAGCAAAGACAUUUCGUACCUUCACAAUGAUGAAACAAGAUAAAUAUUUUGCUUUAAAUGAAAAACUUUCUUGAGAUCUUUCAUAAAAUUAGAUAUAUGUACUGAUCCCUUUCAUGAAAAUGAUUGUUUAUUAGAAUAAAUGAAAGUGUUUGGUAUUUAAGGCAACGCAAAUGCACAUGAAUUGCCUUUUCAACACAUGCCACAUUUCAAUAAAACUUUAUUACAUGUAUAUUGUGUGCUAAGCACUUAGCAUGCUGUGUGACUUUAGAAUAGGAAUCGUAAAAUUUAUCAUCGUUUUUUGUCAAACUUCUUGUAAAUUUUGUAUGCAUUCUUAAUAUACUGAAUUGUGUGAAGUUGAAGUGCUUAAAUGUGUUAACUAUUGUUCCUUAGUCAUUAAAUUGCAAUAAAUUGAAAUCUGGUAUAAUUCUGAUACAUAUUUAAAAGAUACUGGUUCUGAUAAAUAAAGUAACAUUUCAAGACGCUCUUUCGAAAUUUAGAUGCGAUCAUCUGAAUAACAAUGGAGGUAAUUAAAACCUGGCAAAUGUCAUUCACCAUAGCCUUUUCUUAACUAAGUAAACUAUUAGGUACAUCGCAUGGAUAAUCAGCUAAAUUUGAAGAUUUUAUUAACCAUAUAACCUUCUUAUUAACUAAUUUUUAAUUAGUUAAAAUAAUUAAUUAUAUUGCAGGCAAAUUUAGCUGAAUUAAAGCAUUUACUAAAUUAUUUCAUAUAGUACCAGAAAAUAAAAACGCUAUUAUUAUUCUUAUUUUUGUCAUGAUUAUUAUUAGUAAUAUUAGUCCAUAAAGGAUCAGUCUCUCGAAGUAAUAUUUUGCGUUAUGCGUCAAUUCAAUUUUCAUUCUAGUCUUGCUAUUCCGCAGAAUAAAAAAUUUAAUCUGUCUGUUGUGAUUAACAAAUUAGGCUAUUUGAAAACAAAAGAUGCAGUUCUUAACAAUAUCAGUUUCUUACUUUUAAAUAGGAUUGAUUUAAGUGGUUAAAAAUACGUUUAAGUUAUUUAUAUAAUUAAAAAUAUUAAAAAUUUUCACAUUAUAUCAUUUUAUAUUUUUUAUGAUUUAUUUCAGAUUUUCUAAAGCUUUAAUAAUUUUUUUAUUAACAACUUUGUGUUUGAUUAACAACACUGCAAGGGAUAAAACUUUCUAUCUUUAGCGCGCAAGACUGUAGUUAUCUGAAGUUAUGUUAUUUUUAAAUAUUUUAUGAUUUUGCGGCUGAAUUCUGUUUUAUGUGGCGUAACUGCGAAGAACGUAAUAUUUAAUAAAUAAAGUUAACAGAUAAAAAGUAAAUAAUAAAAAGACAAAAAAAUUUGUUAGCCAUCUUACUAAGAUUACUAAAUAAUGAUAUGAUAAACUAAGAAAAGACUA